This is a messenger RNA of Elaeis guineensis (African oil palm), 2554 nucleotides long. The record is from RefSeq and is a predicted model, not a curated record. Lineage: Eukaryota; Viridiplantae; Streptophyta; Magnoliopsida; Arecales; Arecaceae.
CCACGACCGUCGGCUUGGCCGCCCACCAAAUGAACCUGUUUAUGAUGACCAAGUAAAAUAAUCCCUAAAUCUCAUACCAGAAUAUUUUUUAAUAAAAAAACCAAAAAGUCAAAAUGUUGUCAAAAGUCACCGUCAAUGCUCCCGUUAAAUCGGUGCUGUUCUUCCUGCUCCGUGCUCUCUACCCGCGUCCCGUAGCAGAAAGUUUGCAGGCAAAGUCCCCAUUCCCACUCUAUCCCUCCUCUUCCCAGAAUACCCCCAUCAUGGCAUCCAUCUUGUCUCUAUUCCCUCUUCUAAUCCUCCAUACUCUGCUUCUAGCUCCGACCAAAACUUAUUCCCAGCGUGGCCCCCUCGUUGACUACUGCGCCGGCGACACCAACUACACCGUCCCCAGCACCUUCUCCUCCAAUCUCGACCUCCUCCUCUCCAAACUCACGUCCUCCCCCCGCGAUGCCGGCUACUUCUCCAACACCACCGUCGGCGCCUCCUCCUCAGCCCCCGCCUACGGCCUUGCCCAGUGCCGACCUGAUGUCCCCGCCUCCGCCUGUUCCGCCUGCCUCAACCACUCCGCCUCCUUCGCCGCCACCGUCUGCCCCUUUCGCAAGUCCGCCGCCAUCCGCCUCGAUCUCUGCAUCCUCCGUUACUCCGAUCAACGCUUCUUCGGCCAGCUCGAAGACGAUACGACCUGGCAGGUUGUCAAUCCCACUAACGUGUCGGAUCCAGCGGUGUUCUAUCGGGAGAUGACGGGUCCGAUGGACAAGAGCGCGUCGCAGGCGGCGGCGACGGAAUCGAAGUUUGGGGUGGGGAUGGCAAAUUCCACCCAGUACGGGAAUAUAUACGCGAUGGCACAGUGCACCCGUGAUCUAUCGGAGACGGAUUGCUCCACGUGUCUCUCUAAGGUGGUCGGUUUUCUGCCUAUCUGCUGCUAUGGGCAUCCGGGGGGACAGGCCUUGAAGGUGAGUUGUGCCGUGAGGUUUGAGACCUAUCCCUUCUUCUCCAUGUCGUUUAUCCCUCCGCCGCCACCGCCGCCGGGAUCGAGUACCUCGCCGGACAGUGGCAAUGGCACUAACACGACCGGUUACGGGAAAAGUAAUAACACUACUAAAGUAGUUUUAAUUGUUGUCUUCUCUGUCGUUGCCGCACUGGUGGUCCUUUUCGCCAUGUGUAUCUGCUUACGAAGAAGGAUAAUGCUUAGAAGACUACUCGUUGAUGGAGAUGAGGAGUUCAAAAAUUCAGAAUUAUUAUUAUUUGAUUUGGGUACCCUUAGUGCUGCCACAAAUAAUUUCUCAAAUGAGCAUAAGCUUGGAGAAGGUGGGUUUGGACCAGUUUACAAGGGGACUUUACAGGAUGGACAAGAAAUAGCUGUGAAAAGGCUCUCCGGAACUUCACGGCAAGGACUGGUAGAACUAAGAAAUGAGGUUGUUUUGGUUGCCAAUCUUCAACAUAGAAAUCUUGUUAAGUUGUUGGGUUGUUGCCUCGAGGAAGAAGAGAGGUUACUUGUCUAUGAGUACCUUUCAAAUACAAGCCUUGACAAAUUUUUAUUCGACCCUAUUGGACGAGAGCAAUUAGAUUGGGGAAGGCGGUACAAGAUUAUCGAAGGGAUUGGCCGUGGGCUUCUCUAUCUUCAUGAAGAUUCUCGAUUAAGGAUCAUUCAUCGGGAUCUAAAAGCAGGUAAUAUCUUGCUGGAUGGGGACAUGAACCCUAAAAUUUCAGACUUUGGUCUUGCAAAGCUCUUCGUCAUAGAUGAGACCCAAGGAAAUGCUAGUCAAAUUGCUGGGACAUUUGGGUAUAUGGCACCAGAAUAUGCUUUGCAUGGGCUCUUCUCCACCAAAUCAGAUGUUUAUAGUUAUGGCGUUCUAGUUUUGGAGAUUGUGACUGGGCAGAGGACUAGUAGAUUCCAUGGAUCUGGGAGUUCUCCAGACCUUCUUAGUUAUGUAUGGCAACACUGGAAUGAAGGAAUGGCAUCGCAGGUGAUCGACCAGAGUCUGGGUGAUCAGUAUGAAAUACGAGAAGUACUGAGGUGCAUUCACAUAGGGCUACUCUGCAUCCAAAAAGACCCCACAGAGCGACCCAGCAUGGCAACAGUCAUUCUCAUGCUCAGUAGUUACACUGUCCCUCUUCCAGCUCCAUCAGCACCUGCCUUCUUUAUAAGAAGCGAUGCAGUCGGUGGGGCAGAGGUGCUCGAGGGGGAUGUGUGGACUGGUUUAUCAGGAAUUGAGAGCUCCAGUGGAAGAACAACAAGAAAAUCAACAAUGAUAGGAAAAUCAACGCCGGUCUCGGUGAAUGAUGUCUCAAUCACUGACAUAGAACCGCGAUAGAGGUGUGAGAUUUAUCAAUAGAAGUUCAUCUUUUAAAAUUACUUGAUGUUAAUAAUCUUUGUGAACAAUAGGGACACCAAUUUCUCUGUCACCUCUGUUGUAUGAUAGAUAUGGUAUGUUCUGGAUAUCAUCCAGGGGAUGGUAUGAUAUUGGAAGUCUGUGGGAACUUUAAAUUGAUGGCAGCUUGGAACUGAAUUUGUUACCGACUGUGAUGGAAUAAAUGAGGCACCAUCCUUCUA